Messenger RNA from Verticillium dahliae VdLs.17, 1557 nucleotides. Its product is annotated as adenylyl cyclase-associated protein. The transcript has 5 exons. Gene Ontology annotation, cellular component: cytoplasm. The record is from RefSeq and is a predicted model, not a curated record. NCBI's taxonomy places the organism in Eukaryota, Fungi, Ascomycota, Sordariomycetes, Glomerellales, Plectosphaerellaceae. Gene Ontology annotation, molecular function: adenylate cyclase binding; actin binding. Gene Ontology annotation, biological process: cytoskeleton organization; regulation of adenylate cyclase activity. The coding region runs from base 1 to 1557 and encodes 518 amino acids.
AUGGCGACCAACAAUAUGCACAACCUUACGACGCUCAUCAAGAGGCUUGAAGCGGCCACUGCAAGGCUUGAGGACAUUGCCUCGUCGACCAUCGAGCUACCCCAAGCCGCGCCUGCACCAGGCCAGCCCAUUCUGCCAUCGCCUCCUACCGCAUCGAGUACAACGACACCUGCUGCUGCUGCUGCCCCUCAACCACUGCCCGAAUCGAUUCAAGAGUUUGACAUAUUCAUUACUACUGCUGUCGAGAACUAUGUCAAGAAGUCCAAGCAACUUGGCGGUCUGCUUGCUGAUCAGGCUGCCAAAGUUCUCGCCGGUUUCCAAGCUCAACGCACGUAUCUGCUCAUUACGACGAAGGCCAAGAAGCCCGACCUAAAUGGGGCCGAACAUAUCGCGCUUCUGAAUCCGAUCAAUGAAGCCCUGAUUUCUGCCACCGAGAUCAAGGAAGCUAACCGGCCGUCGCCUGUCUUUAGCCAACUCAGUGCCGUCGCCGAGGGCAUCAUGGUACUCGCUUGGGUAACUGUGGAUAACCGUCCAUAUAAGCAUGUAGAAGAAUCUCUUGGGUCGGCCCAGUUCUUCGGAAACCGGGUGUUGAAGGAACAGAAAGACAAGGACCCUCAGCAAGCCGAGUGGGUUCAUAGCUUUUACCAGGUUUUCCGCGACCUGGCCGAUUACGUCAAGCAGUACUUCCCGAACGGUAUACCUUGGAAUCCGAAAGGACAGCCUGCCCAGGAGGUGGCCAAGACUUUGGUUACAGCCUCGUCAAUGGCAGCGCCACCGCCUCCUCCCCCUCCCGCCGGCAGCUUGCCGCCGCCGCCGCCGCCGCCGCCUGGCCCGCCACCUGUACUGGACCUAAGUAAUGGGGAAGCUCCUGCUUCGGGUCAGGAAAGGGGAGGCCUUGAUGCUGUCUUUUCCGAGCUUAACAGAGGAGAUGCCGUGACCAAGGGCCUCCGAAAGGUUGACAAAUCGGAGAUGACUCACAAGAACCCAUCUCUACGAGCUUCCUCCAGCGUUGUCCGAGGCAAGAGCCCGGCCCCUGGAAAGAAGCCAAAGCCCGAGAGCAUGCGCAGCAAAAAGCCACCCAGGAAGGAGCUUGACGGAAAUAAGUGGACAAUUGAGAACUACGAUAAAGAACUACAGCCGAUUGAGAUCGAAGCGUCCAACAACCAUUCUUUGUUGAUUAGCAGAUGUAACAACACGACGAUCAUCAUUAAGGGUAAGGCCAACGCCGUCACCAUUGAGAACUCCAAUCGUCUAUCGUUGAUUGUCGACUCUCUCAUCUCCACGGUGGAUGUAGUCAAGUCACAGAAUUUUGCCUUGCAAGUCAUGGGGGUCAUCCCUACGGUUAUGAUGGAUCAGAUCGAUGGUGCCCAGAUUUACUUCAGCAAGGAGAGUACGUCCACCAAGAUCUUUACGAGCAAGUCGUCGGGUGUCAAUCUGAACGUCAUUUCGGGUCCUGAUGGCGAUUCGAAGGAAGUCCCACUGCCCUAUCAGAUUUGCUCUUACUACGAUGAGGAGAAGGACGACCUUGUGAACGAGAUCGUGUCACACGCCGGUUAG